Leptinotarsa decemlineata (Colorado potato beetle) is the source of this 892-nucleotide messenger RNA. RefSeq lists its product as uncharacterized. Lineage: Eukaryota; Metazoa; Arthropoda; Insecta; Coleoptera; Chrysomelidae. Gene Ontology annotation, biological process: endonucleolytic cleavage to generate mature 5'-end of SSU-rRNA from (SSU-rRNA, 5.8S rRNA, LSU-rRNA); small-subunit processome assembly; endonucleolytic cleavage in ITS1 to separate SSU-rRNA from 5.8S rRNA and LSU-rRNA from tricistronic rRNA transcript (SSU-rRNA, 5.8S rRNA, LSU-rRNA). Gene Ontology annotation, cellular component: nucleolus. Gene Ontology annotation, molecular function: RNA binding. The record is from RefSeq and is a predicted model, not a curated record.
UCUAACCUAUGACCAUAACAGGCUAGAAUAACAAUAACAAAUAGGCACGUUGACAUUUCUUGUAUGUUGUAUGUGAUUUAUAGGAGAUAGAAAAGAUACAAAAGGAUAAUAACUUCAUAUAUUCCCAGGUGGAAUUCUUAAGUUUUGUGUUUUUUUUUGUUAUACUCAGGCCCUUUUCAGUUGUAUGUUAUUGUUCGGAAUACGCUUUUAACUAUUACAGAAUUAUUUAGGAACAUGACUCAGGAGAAUAGUGCGUCAGAACCCUCUACUAGCCCAGUGAAGUUGAAAACACCAAAAAAGGGCAUUAUCUAUUUAUCAUCGAUACCUCCUUAUAUGAAUGUAUCUUUGAUCAAAGAAGUAUUUAGUAAAUUUGGUACAGUAGGAAGAAUAUAUUUGCAGUUGGCAGAUAAGGAUAUGAAGGAUACAAAGAAAGAAAAAAGUAAGAGAAAAAAAGUCAGUAAAUUCACAGAAGGUUGGGUGGAAUUCGAAAGGAAAUCUGUUGCAAAAAAAGUGGUUGCUCUUCUCAAUAACACUCAAGUGAGCAACAGAAAAAAAUCUAAGCAGUAUGAUCAUAUUUGGAGCAUGAAAUAUCUCUCCCGUUUCAAAUGGACACAUCUUCAUGAAAGGUUAGCAUAUGAAAAGGCAGCAAGGCGACAAAAAUUGAGAGCUGAAAUACAACUUGCCAAGAAGAAGAGUACAUUCUUUGCUCAGAAUUUGAAGAAAAAGGCUACUAACAGCAAAGCAUUUGAACAUGCCAACACUGUUGAAGAAGAGAAGAAAGAAACUGAUAUCGUGGAUGAUAGAAAACAAUUUUUGCAAGAUUUGUUUUUAUAAGUAUGAGUUGUAUUUUAUUGAGGUAUAUUUUGUAAAUAAAAAUGUUUGAAUAUUUAAA